Messenger RNA from Bursaphelenchus okinawaensis, 777 nucleotides. NCBI's taxonomy places the organism in Eukaryota, Metazoa, Nematoda, Chromadorea, Rhabditida, Aphelenchoididae. The record is from the annotation of a GenBank genome assembly.
AUGAACGCUCCAGAAGGUUUUGAAGCCGAUGAAAGGGCGAAUGAAGCUGCACGACGCGAUUUUCUGAAAAGAUUGGUACAGGCGGUUCCAGCCAAAGUCCCUUUGGAUUAUUGUGGGACCAAAAGGAUCGCUAAUCAACCAGUGGAUGAUAAGGGAUGUGCCGUGCCAGUUUGGCAUGGAAACUUUACUCCAGUCGAACAAGAAAGGUCAGUAUUUUAAGAUUUUUGUUUUAAUUUUAGGUUUAAAAAACGUUUGUGAUACUUAGCGGCUAGUGAAAUGAUAUUGUGUACUUGUUUGAUAGUAGUAUGUAAAAAUUGGUGUGGCUACCCAAUAAUGUUUCAAAAGUUUCAAUUUUAGGCUUGUUAGAAGCACAAUUAAUUUGGUUAGAUGGUACUAGGCAUUGAGUUGAUAGUCUUUUAGUACAGUAUUCAAAAAAUGAUAUUGUUCAAGAAGCUUCCAUCUGAUGGUAGUGGGUUGGGGAAAUAGCUGUAGCUUGAUGAAUACUAAUUGAAAUUGGACAGUUUUAGUUUUUUUAGGACAAGAGCAUGCUUUUUAAAUUUAUUAUGGCUAUUAAAAAGGGUUUUAAUAUAUAUUUCUAUCUAAAUUCCAUUAAUUAAUUUACAAUAUACCUAUUUCAGUCUUGGAGUUGGAUGUCGACGCCAGUACUACGAGGACAUGAAGGCUGCAGCUAAAGAAAACUACAAGUUUUUUCCAUACUGUCUUGAUAUGAAAGUGACAAUCAGCGGAAACUCCAAUGUUUCUAACAAGCGACAAUAA